Messenger RNA from Penicillium macrosclerotiorum, 1662 nucleotides. Its product is annotated as C6 transcription factor. Gene Ontology annotation, biological process: regulation of DNA-templated transcription. The record is from RefSeq and is a predicted model, not a curated record. NCBI's taxonomy places the organism in Eukaryota, Fungi, Ascomycota, Eurotiomycetes, Eurotiales, Aspergillaceae. The transcript is spliced from 3 exons. The coding region runs from base 1 to 1662 and encodes 553 amino acids. Gene Ontology annotation, molecular function: DNA-binding transcription factor activity, RNA polymerase II-specific; transcription cis-regulatory region binding. Gene Ontology annotation, cellular component: nucleus.
AUGCUCCAGUCCAUCGCCAGUGCGACCGGAGUAUCUACCAAUAAGCAGACUAAAGUAAACUUGUCUGAGUCUCUAGUCAAUGGCGAGGCCUCAAAUUAUCACAAUCCUGACACGGCGCCGCCCUCAUUGACCGAUGCUCCGUCGUCACAUUCAAGUCCUUCUUGUACUAUCAACUCAUCAAAUUCAUCGCCAUCGGCACCUCCGCCACCACUGUAUGACUUGGACCUUGAUGAGGCUGGAUCUUAUUUAGAACGGUUCAUGAACCAUAUGAUACCCUGUUUUCCUUUUAUCACCAUCCUCCCCGGCACUACAAUAGAGCAGCUGCGCCGAGACCGGCCUUUCCUCCUGGAAGCGAUCAUCGCGGUGGCGACAACGUCCACUCAAGAGAAGCUGUCCCGCGUGGAAAGGUUGAAAUAUAACCUUACAAAGGCCUCUGUGCUUGAAAACCAAUCGAGUGUCGACAUAUUGCUCGGCAUCCUGACCUACAUAGCAUGGAGUACUGAUCCCUUCCUCCAACGGUCAAGUAACCUGUCUCGGAUGAUGAUGAUGGCAAUGUCGCUGGUCUAUGAUUUGCAGCUGGGAAAACCACCACCGUCACCAGAGAUGAUUACAAUAUCGAAAAUGACACCAGGGCUGAGUAGCCCUGAGCAAAGCGUUGGCAACAGCUCGGACCAGGGUAUGUUGGAAAAGCAACGAGCAGUCUUGGCCUGUUUUGUCCUUAGUUCUAUUAUCUCGUCUUCUUUUAGACGUAUAGUUCCUUUACGAUGGGAUUCACAGAUGGAAAGUGCGAUUGAUAACCUUGAGAAAACCAAAGCUUGCCAAUUGGAUGAAAAUUUUGCGAUCCAAGUCCGUCUACAAGUGCUAGCACAAAAGGCAUCGCAUAUUCGGGACCCACAUAGCCAUGUCGAUGAAACGAAAGAUUCGAAGAGUACUCCGUUUGCAACUUCCAUGUAUCUCAAGGUGCUACAAGGCCAGCUUCAGGAGCUCAGAGCUGCCUGCGUGGCUCAUCUCCCACGGCAAGAUAUGCUCACUGCCCAAAUCCACUAUGCUGAGCUCUGUAUAAAUGAGGUGACUAGAUUGGCUAGUUCACAAGAUCCUCUUCUCUCCGCUUGUUGGUCCGACAGUAGCGCAAAUAGUUCUAUGACGGGACUCGAGCAUCUCGAGUCACUGUGGCGCUCCGUGUAUGCUGUCAAAUCAUGGUUAGAUGCCUUUUACACUAUCCCACCCGGCGCCUACAUUGGAUUUCCGUUUUUCUUCUGGUUCCAGCUUGUGCGAUGUGUGGUGAUACUGAAGCACCUGUUGACAUUUGAUGAUCCAGCAUGGGACCGAGAGGCCGUGCGAAAUACUGUCAAUAUGGUCGAUUUAUUGGAAUGGAUGACUGAGAAGACCGAUCUUGCAAGUCAGGAGGCUGGUGAACAAUCAGACGACGAUCUCUUUCGGCGUGUCAACAAAUUGCUGCGCAUGUCUCAUCAGUGGGUAAUGGCGAAGCAAGGAGCCACAACCCAGGAGGAAGGAUCUUCCUUUUACAAUGAAGGUCCCAAUUCUGCGUGUAAUGGGGACAAUAUGAUAGAUUUGACUGAUAUGCCAUGGAUGAAUGCCCUCGAGUUUGGAGAUGGAACAUGGCUUGAAGAAGUUCUUGGUUGGUCUCCGAUGGUACUCUAG